This is a messenger RNA of Aspergillus oryzae RIB40, 939 nucleotides long. Its product is annotated as FPP/GGPP synthase family protein. NCBI's taxonomy places the organism in Eukaryota, Fungi, Ascomycota, Eurotiomycetes, Eurotiales, Aspergillaceae. The record is from RefSeq and is a predicted model, not a curated record. The transcript is spliced from 4 exons. Gene Ontology annotation, biological process: isoprenoid biosynthetic process. Gene Ontology annotation, molecular function: prenyltransferase activity. The coding region runs from base 1 to 939 and encodes 312 amino acids.
AUGGGGUCCUUGCCAACUCCUCCCUUGGAAUAUGUCGGUUACAAUCUGGCCGAACCGAAGAGCAGUGAGCAGAUUAUUUGUGGGCCUCUGGACUACCUCCUGUCAUCUGGAGGAAAGAACAUUCGACACAAGCUCAUGCUAGCAUUCAACGAAUGGCUUCAGAUUCCCCCGGAGAAGGCCGAAAUUAUAAGCGAGAUUGUCAAUCUAUUGCACACGGCAUCUCUGCUGAUUGACGAUAUUCAAGACUCCUCCAAGCUUCGGCGGGGGAAGCCAGUCGCACAUAGCAUCUUUGGUGUAGCUCAGACCAUCAACUCCGCCAACUACGCAUACUUCCUCGCACAGCAGAAAUUGUCCUCUCUGCAUAGCACACGCGCAAAUGAUGUUUUUGUCGAGGAGCUCUUAAAUCUUCAUAGGGGCCAGGGGAUGGAUCUGCACUGGCGAGACACUCUGACGUGCCCUACGGAAGAACAAUACAUUGGCAUGGUUCUGGACAAGACGGGGGGGUUAUUCCGACUCGCAGUCAAACUCAUGCAGCUGGAAAGCAAUCAGACAUGCGACUGUAUACCUCUGACGAACACCCUUGGCACGAUCUUUCAGAUUCGGGACGACAUCCUCAACCUCAGUGGCGGGGAGUACACUAAAAAUAAAGGCUUCUGUGAGGAUAUCACGGAGGGGAAGUUUUCCUUCCCCAUUAUUCACAGCAUCAACAGUGAUCCUAGGAACAUGCAGCUUAUGAACAUCCUGAGACAGAGAAGUGAAGAUAACUCGCUGAAAGCCUAUGCGGUUGACUACAUCACCUCGACCCGAAGCUUUACCUACAGCUAUCAGAAGCUAAACUCACUGAUUGCGGAAGCCAAGUCAAUGGUGGAAGAAUUGGAUGCACAAAUGGGCCCCUCGAGAGGCAUGUGUGCGUUUUUAGAAAUGUUGAAUCUCAAUUAA